AUGCCGUUGCUGUCUGGUGCACGCGGUGGCGGUGGCCGCAGCCGGCGUAGCGGCGAUGGCUUCCUGCUGCCGCGGCAGCCGCCGGUGGUCGUGGACGUGGGCUGCAACUGCCGCCCAGCGAGGGUGCUCAGCUCGCUGUACUCGUCCCUGGCGUCCCGCGUGCGCGGACGAGGCGGCGGCAGCAGGCCCAAGUCGCCGCACGCCGCGUCGUCGUCCUCCACCGCGACGACGGGUUUCACCUCCAGCACCGCGACGCGCGCCACCACCGCCACAACGUUCUCGUCGGUGGACGACUCGUGGGGAGUCGCGACGUACGCCACGAACACACUCUUCGAGGACGACGUGGAGGCUAGGCGGAGGAGACGGUCCACGAGGAGGCGCAGGAGGCGGAGGAGCUGCGGGGGGAGGGGCGUGGCCGUGAUGAUGAUGCGCGGGGAUGAGAAUGAGGAGGAGGCGGCGGCGGUAGCAGUGGAGGUGGAGUCGGCGGCGCCGUACGAGGACUUCCGGGAGUCGAUGGUGGCCAUGGUGGUGGAGAAGGAGAUGUACGCGUGGGAGGACCUCAAUGCGCUGCUCCACGGCUUCCUCUCGCUCAACUCGCCGCGCCAUCAUCCGCUCAUCCUCCACGCCUUCGCCGAUCUCUGGGCCCCGCGCGCCGGUCUCUUCUGCCCUCCCUCACCGUGCCGAGGACUCUAG
This is a messenger RNA of Lolium rigidum, 693 nucleotides long. Its product is annotated as transcription repressor OFP8-like. The transcript has a single exon. Gene Ontology annotation, biological process: negative regulation of DNA-templated transcription. The coding region runs from base 1 to 693 and encodes 230 amino acids. The record is from RefSeq and is a predicted model, not a curated record. Lineage: Eukaryota; Viridiplantae; Streptophyta; Magnoliopsida; Poales; Poaceae.